AUGUCGUCCCAGAUUGAAGCUGAUCCAAACGUCGGCUAUGAGAGCGACGUGACGGCAGACAGCGAUAUCGAUUCGACCGCGUCUAUUACUUCCAGCAUCUUUGAGAAUCAGUACUUUCAGGGUAGAACUUAUGCUAACCCUAAAUAUGGCAAGCAUUGGGCACCCAACGAUGAGGAGCAGCUCGAAGCCCUCGACAUUAUACACCAUUGGUUAACUUUGAUGUUGGACAACAAGCUGUACCUCGCGCCUAUCGGAGACAACCCCCAGAAUAUCCUCGAUGUUGGAACCGGAACCGGAAUUUGGGCCAUCAACAUGGCCGACGAAUUUCCCUCAGCCAAAGUCAUCGCCACCGACAUCACCCCAACACAACCAUCUUUCGUGCCACCCAACCUGGAAUUCCAGAUCGACGACGCCCAACUGGAAUGGACCUUUGAACCAGAAACCUUUGACUUUAUCCACAUCCGUUAUCUGCAGGGAUCGAUCGAGGACUGGGACAAGCUCUACGGCCAGGUAUACAAGGCUCUCAAGCCCGGAGGCUGGUUUCAACACAUUGAGCCUGAUCUCCAGAUGCUGUCUCAGAACCCGGAUGUCAUUGUUGAUGAUAAGCACAUCUUCAGCCGAUGGGCUCAAGUCUUUAACGAAGUCGGCCAAAAGAUGGGCCGAACAUUCGACUUUACCGAUCGCAAGCAGGAGAAGAUGGCCCAGGCCGCAGGCUUCUCCCGCAUCACUUACCAGGCUCACAAGAUCCCGGUCGGCAGGUGGCCCAAGGAUAAGAAGAAGAAGGAGCUUGGAAGCUUCGUCGGCCUUUCCUUCAGCCAGGCACUUGACGGCUUCGUAAAGAUGCCCCUGUGUGAGAUCCUCGGCUGGAGCCCUGAGGAGAUGCAGCUCUUUGGCGUCGAGAUGCGUAAAGUUCUGAUGGAUCCAAAGACACAGGCGACUGGCUGCGUUUUUAGCAUGUAUGGCCAGAAGCCAGAGAAGCCAGUUGAAGAGGCUUUGGCUAAGAACUAA
Fusarium falciforme is the source of this 1008-nucleotide messenger RNA. RefSeq lists its product as hypothetical. The record is from RefSeq and is a predicted model, not a curated record. The coding region runs from base 1 to 1008 and encodes 335 amino acids. Gene Ontology annotation, molecular function: methyltransferase activity. NCBI's taxonomy places the organism in Eukaryota, Fungi, Ascomycota, Sordariomycetes, Hypocreales, Nectriaceae. The transcript has 9 exons.